UUUUGAGUUCGAUGGCAAGUUACCCAACGCCAGGUUAUCCCUCUGCUUUAAUAGUUGUGACGUGUUACACGAAGGUGUACCUUGAGGAUAAAACGUAAAGUGCAAUAGCACUUGGUGAGAGAUGAUAGUUGCGUUCGCGUAGCUAAUCUCUCUGAAUUAAUAAUUAUUUUGUGAUACACGAAGGUGUAGCUUGAGGUUCAAACGUGAUGUGCAGUAGCACUUGAUGAGUGACAAUAGUUUCGUACGCGUAGCUAAUUUCUUGUUGACUGAUCCAAAAGUUUGUUAGAUAGUGUAACUAAACCGAGGUGAUCAAUGGCAUGUGAAUCAUCUUUAUCGUUGACUUCAGCUGGACAUCUUUGUUUGUUCGAAAGACUGCAGAGAAUGAAAAAAAUGAUGUUUGCUUAACCGAGGAAGAAGAAACGAAUAAUCAGAAAAUGAUACCCUGUAGAAGCAGUGUUCGACAACGUUCAUGUUCUCGUGAUGGAAAAAAGAUGCGACGGCAUCGCCAUUCUCAGAAUCCAAGAGAAGGUUUACGUUCUCAAUCACCUUCAUAUCAACGUUCUCGACGCUCUUCAUCAAUAGCGAGGCGGCAGGUUGAACGAAAGCGACGCCAUGCCAAGCUACAACGACGAGAUGACGAAAAGCGUGAAAAGAGGAGAUGUGAAAAAGAAAAUUCGCAUAGUUCUGAAAAUUCCCCAAAACGGAAUACAUGGUUUUCUACUAGUAAAGGUUUCAGCAGUGUGGAUAGCAAAGUUGCAGAAAAUAACAAUGCCACCGUAAGCGAUGCCGAAGGAAAUAUUACUGAGCGGCAGCGUCGAACCGUUGACUUAUUAACAUCCCGUACCGGUGGUGCUUACAUACCACCGGCCAAAUUACGUAUGAUGCAAGCCAAAAUUACUGACAAGUCCUCUGCCGCAUACCAGCGUAUCGCAUGGGAAGCACUAAAAAAGUCCAUACAUGGCUAUAUUAACAAAGUAAACGUAGAUAACAUUGCCAUUAUUACUCGUGAACUACUUAAAGAAAAUAUUGUUCGUGGCCGCGGCUUACUUUGUCGUUCUAUUAUACAAGCCCAAGCGGCAUCGCCCACUUUCACGCAUGUCUAUGCUGCCUUGGUGUCUAUAAUAAAUUCUAAAUUUCCUAAUAUAGGCGAGAUACUACUUAAACGUCUGGUAAUUCAAUUUAAACGAGCUUUCCGAAGAAACGAUAAGGCGGUAUGUUUGUCGUCAUCCCGCUUUAUAGCGCAUUUAGUUAAUCAGCGUGUAGCACAUGAGAUACUUGCAUUGGAGAUCCUAACGCUAUUGGUAGAGACACCAACAGACGACUCUGUGGAGGUAGCUAUAGCUUUUCUAAAAGAAUGUGGCAUGAAAUUGACCGAGGUGUCUUCUAAAGGCAUAGGUGCAAUUUUUGAAAUGCUAAAAAAUAUAUUACACGAGGGUAAAUUAGAUAAGCGCGUUCAAUAUAUGAUUGAAGUAGUAUUUCAAGUGCGAAAGGAUGGUUUCAAGGAUCACCAGUCUGUGAUUGAAUCAUUAGAAUUGGUGGAGGAAGAUGAUCAGUUCACACAUUUGCUAAUGUUGGACGAGGCCACAAAUCCGGAGGAUGCUUUAAAUGUUUUCAAAUUCGAUGAACAGUAUGAAACUAAUGAAGACAAAUACAAAGGUCUUAGUAAGGAGAUAUUGGAAAGUGAAGCAAGUGGUAGUGACCCUGGCUCUGGCUCUGGCAGCGGCUCUGAGAGUGAGUCGGGCGAUUCAUCAGAUUCUGAACAAAAAGGACAAGACGGCGAUCAGGUUACAACCGGUGAUAUUAUCGACAACACCGAAACUAAUAUCAUUGCUUUAAGGCGUACUAUAUAUCUUACAAUUAAUUCAAGUCUUGAUUAUGAGGAAUGUGCACAUAAAUUGAUGAAAAUGCAGCUCAAACCAGGCCAAGAGGUUGAACUCUGUCACAUGUUCCUUGAUUGUUGUGCAGAGCAACGCACCUAUGAAAAAUUUUAUGGAUUAUUGGCACAACGGUUUUGUGCUAUCAACAAAAUUUACAUUGAACCAUUCGAAGAAAUUUUUAAGGACACUUAUCAGACAACACAUCGAUUAGAUACAAAUCGAUUGCGGAACGUGAGUAAAUUUUUCUCGCAUUUACUAUUUACGGAUGCCAUUAGUUGGGAUGUGUUGGAGUGUAUCAAGCUAAAUGAAGAUGACACAACCUCAUCUAGUCGAAUCUUUAUAAAGAUACUCUUUCAAGAAUUAGCCGAAUAUAUGGGACUGGGAAAGCUUAAUACUAAACUCAAAGACAAUGUUUUAACCGAGAGCUUAACUGGUCUUUUUCCUAAGGAUAAUCCUAGAAAUACUCGCUUUGCAAUUAACUUUUUUACUUCAAUUGGCUUGGGUGGUUUAACUGACGAGUUAAGGCAGUUUUUGAAGAAUGCUCCAAAAUCUGUGCCAGCAAUUAAUGUUGAAAUAUUGGCAACAAAACAUGGGCAGAGCAGUUCCUCAAGUUCAUCAUCAACAGGAUCAUCUUCUUCGUCGGGCUCAUCAGAAAGUCGUUCUUCUAGCAAUACGUCGGGUUCCAACGAUUUUGAUGAUAAUAAAAGGAAAAUAAAAGAAAAAAUUAAUAAAAAAAAGAGCACUUGUAGAGAACAUAGCAAGAAAAGGAAGACGUCAAAGUCAAAGGUAAUGAAAAACAGAAGGGACAAACGGGACGAAGAGGGUAGCAGCACCUCUGGAGACUUAUCUGAAUCGAUGGAUAGCGCUACCUAUGGCAGUAGUAUUGAUAGCAGCAGUAACAGCGACCAUGAUAAUCAUAAAACUGAUCGAAAGACGAGAGUGGAAAAGUCUAAAGCUACUACCACUAAGAAACAAUCAAAAUCCUGGAAGACAAAUAUGGGCAGUUCAGAAGGUCUAAAACGAAACCCUCACAAAACCGUUCGUCAGAGGAAAAUCGGGAUCUACACUGCGGAUCGAAUUGGAAGAAAAAAUAAGUCGCCUGAAAAAGAAUAUGAGGAAAGAGAGCUAAAGCGUGAACGUAAUAGACGCUUCAAAGAGCGAGAUCAUUGCUCAAAUGGUGAGCGUCGUAAGGAUCGGGAGCGCAGACGCCAUCACUGUCGAAGUCGCAGUCGCAGUAGAGAACGCGAUCGCAGCCGAGGCCGGGACUAUUACGAUAAACAGAGUGUGAGCUUUCCGCCCAAUACAUCCAAAGAACGCGGAUAACUACUAAACCAUCUAAUAACUCAACAUUAAAUUACAUAACCCUAAUUAUUGAGAAAUGUCUUUGAGAAAGAAAAAAAAUAUAUGUACAUAUGUACAUGCAUUCAUAUAUGUAUUUAGCAGAUUUAUUUCACAGAAAUAAAUGGUACUAAUCUUAGUUGA
Rhagoletis zephyria (snowberry fruit fly) is the source of this 3359-nucleotide messenger RNA. RefSeq names its product pre-mRNA-splicing factor nucampholin (gene ncm). The record is from RefSeq and is a predicted model, not a curated record. Gene Ontology annotation, molecular function: protein binding; RNA binding. Gene Ontology annotation, biological process: mRNA splicing, via spliceosome. Gene Ontology annotation, cellular component: catalytic step 2 spliceosome. NCBI's taxonomy places the organism in Eukaryota, Metazoa, Arthropoda, Insecta, Diptera, Tephritidae.